Cricetulus griseus (Chinese hamster) is the source of this 11272-nucleotide messenger RNA. The record is from RefSeq and is a predicted model, not a curated record. NCBI's taxonomy places the organism in Eukaryota, Metazoa, Chordata, Mammalia, Rodentia, Cricetidae.
GGAGUGUAAGCUGGGAGACACACCCGGCCCCGGCAGUGGGUAGAUGGGGCGGCUUCUCAUUCUGCGCCCAGCCUGUGGGAUUGGGGCCGGGUUAUAACAAUUGAAGGGAAUACAGGUCUUUGGAUAUACCCCCUCUAAACAUCAGGUCGGGUUUGUUCUAUAUCCCCAAAUCUAGUACGUGAUUACUACCAUAUUUCGAUUUAGAGUACUGCUGCUUUUGAGAACUUUUGAGUUGACUUUUUGCGUCCAUAAUAACAUUUUUUAACCCAAGCUAAGUAUUUUACAGUUACUGAAUUCCUCACUAAAUUCAUUCAUAAGCCAGACCUUUCCAUAAUACUGGCUCAAAACAAAGCCCAUAUACAGUAAGUGCCUCCGUGUUCGUUGAACUCUCCAGUAUACUAAGGGGACCAAAUGGCAAAUGUACAGCAAUAUUUUAUUUAAACAAAUUCAUUUUUAACAUUUGUUUAACAUUCAUUAAACAUUUUUAAAUGUUACUACCUUAAAUGUAGACCAGCACAACUGCAAUAAUAACAAUAAGAAAUUAAACUAGCAUCAGAUUAUGCCAAAAGCUGAGCAUGAUGUUGCAUGUCUUUAAUAGUAGCACUGCAGAGGCAGAGGCAGGAAGAUCUCUGUUAGUUCAAGGCCACCAUAUCCUACAUAGCAGGCAGGCUCUGUGACUGAAUAGGCCCUGUUUCAAAAGAACAGGAAAAAAAAUCUGCCAAAAAAAAUCUUUGGCAGAUUUUUUUUCAUUAUCCUUGGAUUGCAGCUUAGUAGGAAAGUGUUUGUUUACCAUUCAUAAGGCCCUGAGUUCAUUCCCAGCCCUGAAAAAAGUUCUGUACAUAUGGAGUAAAGAAUAUAACAUGACUGAAACAUAAUUGAAAAGGAAAUAAUUCUACCAUUUAAUUCAUGUUAAUAUUUCAUUCUUAUACUUCUAAAAUUUUUUUCUGUAAUUAGUGGUAGGAAUUUUACUCAGUAGUAGGUAUGAUCUUAAUACUUUGUUGGCUGAUUUAUAGUCUUAAGCCUGUUUCAAAAUGUUACAAGUUUUUAGAGAUUUCUCUUCUUAUGCUGUAAGUUAAUAGUGCUUUCAUAUCUUGUAGGAUCCUCCCCAAGCACAAAACCCAGUUGUACUAAGUUUUGUGAACUAUUUCAGCACAGAAUGGCUUUGGAAUCCAGAGCAAUUUCAACUCUAAAACCUCAGGAUCAAGAAGAUGAUGAAUUAAUACUAGUCAAAAUAGAAGAUAGCUUUUCUUGGAGUCAGAAAUGUAAACAGAAUGGGAGUACCCAAUCUUGCCAAGAAUUGUUUCGUCAGCAAUUCAGGAAGUUUUGCUACCAUGAAACCCCUGGUCCCCGAGAGGCUCUGGGCCGACUCCAGGAACUUUGCUAUCAGUGGCUGAUGCCAGAAUUGCACACAAAGGAGCAGAUCCUAGAAUUACUAGUGCUGGAGCAGUUUCUGAGCAUCUUACCUGAGGAACUGAAGAUAUGGGUUCAACAGCAUGGUCCAAGAAGUGGUGAGGAAGCUGUGACUCUGCUGGAGGAUUUGGAGAAAGAGUUUGAUGAUCAAGGGCAGCAGGUCCCAGAUAGUCCACAAGGACCAUCAGUGUCAUGGAAAGACUUGACAUAUCUCAGAGCAUCCCAAGAUUCAACAAGCAUCCAAGUCCAGCCUCUGAAGACACAGCUAAAAUCCUGGAAACCUUGCCUUUCCUCUAACAGUGGUAGGAAUAGAAACUUACCUUCAAGUUUAUAUUCUCAAAAUAAUGAAACAACAGCAAAAGAGGACAUUUUAGAAGAAAAAUCACCAGAACUCUCUUGGGACCCUUCAUUUAGAAGUGUUAGUGAGCACAAAAGCAAUCUAGAGUGGCAGCAAAGAAGUUCCCCUCUCCACAGGGGUAGUUUUAGUCAAGUGAUCUUCACACACAAAUCCUUAGCAAAGAGAGACCAUCAUGAUGAAUCUCAAAGAUGCUUAAUUCUAAGUACAAACUCUGUAACAUGUCAGAAAGUUUCUCCAGAAGAGAGACCUUACAGAUGUGAUGUAUGUGGGCAUAGCUUUAAACAGCAUUUUUCUCUAACACAACAUCAGAGAAUCCAUACUGGAGAAAAACCCUAUAAAUGUAAUCAGUGUGGGAAGGCCUUUAGUUUGAGGUCAUACCUCAUUAUUCAUCAGAAAAUCCAUAGUGGUGAAAAGGCUUAUGAAUGUAAUGAAUGUGGAAAAGCCUUCAAUCAGAGCUCAGCUCUCACUAGACAUCGGAAAAUUCAUACAGGUGAGAAAGCUUGUAAGUGUGAUGAGUGUGGCAAAGCAUUCAGUCAAAGUUCUUACCUAAUUAUACAUCAGAGAAUCCACACUGGUGAGAAACCCUAUGAGUGUAAUGAAUGUGGGAAAACCUUUAGCCAGAGCUCCAAGCUUAUUAGACACCAGAGAAUUCAUACAGGAGAGAGACCCUAUGUAUGCAAUGAAUGUGGGAAAGCUUUCAAGCAGAGCUCGGAGCUGAUAACCCAUCAGAGGAUACACAGUGGAGAGAAACCCUAUGAAUGUAGUGAGUGUGGAAAAGCCUUCAGUCUGAAUUCAAACCUCAUAAGACACCAGAGAAUUCACAGUGGAGAGGAACCUUAUCAGUGUAAUGACUGUGGGAAAACCUUCAAAAGGAGCUCAGCCCUUGUUCAGCACCAGAGAAUCCAUUCUGGGGAUGAAGCUUAUAUAUGUAACGAAUGUGGGAAGGCUUUUAGGCAUAGAUCAGUUUUGAUGCGCCAUCAGAGAGUCCAUGCUGUUAAGUAACGAUACAAUGACUAGUAAAUACAUCAGUGUAUUUUUCUCUAUAUUAGACAAAAGGUUGACUUGGCUUUGGAGCAAGAUUCCAUAAAAGCAGUUUUAAAAAAAUAAAUUGUCUUCAGUCAGUCUAACUUGCUUGUCCAGCACUUCCCAAUGCUAGUGCAGAUUUUUUUUGAAACUUCCUAUGAUUUGCCAGAACAAAAUAUAAGACCAUUACUUUGAGCUUUGCUGUUAACAUUAAGAAUACUGGGGGAGGGGGGAGGCAAUGUAUUAUUGAGACCUCAUUUUCUAUGAGAAUGUCAUAGGAAAAGGCUUCAUUCCGUCUCACUACAGCUGAUUGGGCCAGGUUUGUGAGAUAUAUAGAUGGCAUGAAAGACUGCUUAAGAAACUCAAAAGUUUUUACUCAACAGUAGCCAGUCAACAAGAAAAGUGAGGAAACAGUUUCAUUGAUGAUUUGUUCAUCCCAAGACAGGCCUAAAAUGAAAUGACCCCGAGAAGAAAAAGAUGCAAAUUAGUUUAUACAAGCUGAGGGCCCUGCCAUUUUCCACCCCUGUGCUGGGUAUUGAACCUAGGGCCUCACAUGCUAGGUAAGUCCUAAGUUAUUUUUUAAUACCUGCUUUAUACCAGGGACUAAAAAUAGAGUGAAAAAAGGUAACCUCUACAGUCUUAAUAGCCAUUGCCAGUCAGGUAAUGACACUUUAGUAUGGUCAGUCUAUUACAGUUGGGGGUGGGGGGUGGGUAGUUUGGGUUUGAGACAGGGUUUCUCUGUGUAGCCUUGGCUGUCCUGGAACUCACUCUGUAGUCCAGGCUGGCCUCUGCUUCCCAAGUGCUGGAAUUAUAAGUGUGUGCCACCACUGCCUAGCACUUUCCCCUUUUCACUGUUGCCCAAGAACUUUGGAUAAAGGAAACUGGAAUGAUAUGAAGAAUGAGGAGUUAACCAGGGAAGAAGGCCAGGUUACAAUAAAGGAAGAGAUUUUUUGUUUAACACCAGGAAACAAAACAAAACAAUUGGCGUCACAUCUGUGAGAAGUAUGACUACAACUAGACUCUAAAGCGCUGCAUAUGAGCCUAUGAAGUUUCUAUUAAUGAAUAAGAGUCCUUGCUCACGGCACCAUGAAAAGCUUUGUCUUGGUCAAUGUGGCCUAAUGGAAGGCUGGUAGGUGUUUUCCUGGCACAACCUGAGACGACGUUUAAACUUGUACAGAGAGAGUGCUAUGAGUGCAAUUUAUAAGAGAACAGCCUAGAUACAGACUCUGUUCUUUAGACGGUAUUGGAGUUGCUGUGUUAGAAGAUGCCAUAGCAACUGUUUCCAUUCUCUACCAUUUCUCCACCUGAGCACAGUUGCCUUGCUCAAGUGCUGAAAAAUUGACAGUUUCUGGAUCUUUGGCUUUUUCUCUAAAUACCUUGCACAUAUUUUGUCAUAUGUCAGCAAUAUUUAGCAGUAUCUUGAAAAUUUUGAGGACAGUGCUAGAGAAGUGACAACAGGAAGUGGUAAUUAUUGUUAGGACUUUGCCUUUUCUAAGGAAACCCAUCAGGAAGAGUAUACUAAGGCUGGUGUGCAGUGCAAGGUAGAAAGCUGAUCAACUCAAGAGCCCCGUCAUCCCUGCACUCUCAACAGUCAGACAAAAGGUUUAGACGUUCCUGGUCAGUUUGAGCAACAAGAUGGCACCCCACCUCAAAAUUAUUGGGGAGAAAAAAAGUCGAUUCAAAGACCUAGUAGUUUGGAGGAAUGAUAUACCACAAUCAAAUCUAUGUAGAAACUGAAAAAUAAUUUUAUGAGGAUACAAAAGUAAUGCUGUCUUAGACAUUUAUAGGUACAUACUAACAAAUAAAAAUAAUGAGCUAAAUGCCUAAUGUAGGUGUUAAGUAGGAUAAUGUUAAAAGGGAAAUACUCUAGAGCUGUUACAUAGAUUAGAAGGAAAUAUAAUGGGUAUUUGCCAAGGGCUUUGUAUAUGUGUUAGUCAUUAGUAAAAAUUCAUAUUUUGCACAUAGAAAAUGGAGGCUAUCAUACCUAAAGGUCAGAAUUUUAACUCAACUGUUCUGGAAGCACUUUAUACUAUCCAUGAAAAAAGUCCCAUUAGCAUUUAAAAAACUACAGACAUGCCAGUGAACAAUCCAUAAAUGUCCAGUCUUACAAGUUAAAGAUAUACUGGAAUAGAAGUGAAGAUGGUAUUUAUUUUUCAUAUAAAAUUAAUAAGGAUUCGAGCAAAUUAGGACUCUUGCUGCUAAUGGGCUGUGAAUACUUAUCUCUGGCAAUCAGUACCAGGAGCCUUAAGCAUUCAUUGCCUACGACUUUGAAACCCUAUCUAGAAAUAUAUUUAAGAAACCAUGAAUAUGCGGCCUUACAAGCUGCUAAAACAAGUUAAACAUUCAUGAUAUAUUAAAUAUACAACACAAUCCCAUGUAAAACAUGCAUUAAAGAUAAUGGAAAUAUACAAUGUCAAGAUGUUAUACUGGUUGUGGGUGUUGAAGUUACAGGUAAUAUGCUUUUUUGUAUUUCAAGUUUUACUGCAAAAUCUAAUACUUAAUAGAGGAAGGCAGGAGAAUAUAGUUCAGUUGUAAAGCAUAAGUUUACCAUGUGUAAGGCUGCAAGCUUAAUCUCUAGAUCCCCAGCCCUAGGCGGAGCAGGUAGUGAGCCAAAGUCCAAAGUAGGUAUGAAAAUAAGCACUUGCCCCCUAUGACAUCCCUGUCUCAGGUCUUAACUUUGACCUUUCAUGGUUGAUGAAAUCUGUGCAAACAUACCUACUUCAUACUAAAAGGAUACCCUUCAAAUUAUAAUUCCUGUGCAAGUUAACGUAAGUGCAUGAUGAUUUAUGGCUGAAAAGGGCUAGUUAUAAGUUUAACAGCUGUCAUUAGUGCUUUUGCAUGAAUUGAGAAGGCAUAAGCACAUUAUCUCACGUCUGUAUUCUCAUGUUAAAGGAGCUGAAGAUGAUCUUAUGGUCAAUCUUUAUGACAUGUAGUGGACAGCCUUUUCUGAAAACAAAGUAACUAAUGGCCUUCCCUCUGUCCUGUGCUUUCCCUCCUCUUGCUCCAGUGGCAGCCUCCAAAUCAGUGCUUGCCUCACAUGGAUCUUAAACCAAUUUCACACCUUUCUCUUCCUCAUUUUCACAGAUGGCUCAGAGCAGGUACCAGAGGGGACCAGAGGUUCCAGUCCCAGCACCCACAUUGGGUGGUUUACCUCCUGUAACUCCACUUCAAGGAAAUCCAGUGCCCUCUUCUGGCCUCUGUAGGCACUUGCAUUCACAAGCACAUAAUUUAAAGUCAUUCCAAAGGUCUUUCUAACUUAGUAUUGAAGAUAUCUGGGUGUGUUUAGUUAUGCAUAUGAAUUUAAAAGGCUCUUGCUUUCAUUCUGGUGCUCCAGCAACUCAACCUUAAAAGUCUAGCUGCCAUAGCUUCCUGAUGCUGUUUAUUUAACCCAGGAACUAGAAACUAAGUGUGCUACUUGCCUUUUCCCCAUAUGCCUACCCACCCUCCAGCCUGACUCCCCUCAUGUUGUAUUUCUUUACAUGAUUGAUUUAAAAACAAAACUUUAAAAUUUCGGUUUUAUUACAAUAUAUUCCAUUACAUGCUCAUACUAAGCAACUGGAGUGCAUAUUGAACAUAUAUUAAACUUCACAAAGUAUUAUACUAAAGAUUUUUGCCAGAAAUGUUAGGAUUACAGAAAAACCCUAAUAGGAAAUAGUUCAAAAGUUAAUUUUGCUAAGAGUAACAGGAUUAUGGUUGAUUUAUACUUCUCAACACUCACAAUUAGCUAAAAGGUUAAAUGAUAUGAUAUUUAGAACAUUGAGUCAUUCACUUGUUAUCUAUGUGAAAAGCCAAUUAUCCCAUUUGAAUUAUCCCUUUAAGUUAGAUCUUAAAUGACAAUUGCACAACCUUUGGAAGCAAGAACCACAUCCUCCCCUAUUCACAAUAGCUUUUAUUACCAAGUCUUCAAAAAUGGUGCAUUUCCCUAAAUAGAAAUUACCCUAAGCAAUUGUGGAUUAAUUAAAAUUGCCAAAUUAAAAUCAAUAGUUUUGUAGAAUCUGAGAGAUGGACUCAGUAUGUAUUUCCCUCAAGUGGCUUACCAUCUGCAAACCUAAUGCUGAGGGAGACUCCUGACUCCAGCCCCUCAGCUUCCAAUGUAUGCUGUUUCCUUGGUAUGCAUGUAUGACUUUACAUUAGAAACACCAGGAGUUUCUUUUACCACACUAAUACUAAAUACUUUUAGAUCAUAUAGGUCUUGUGAUCUGAAAUAGGUUAUCCAAUUCAGGCUAUUACAAACAGGAAAAGAAACCAGCCUGGGUUCUGAAUUGGGAUCAAAGAAAGCUCUAGCAGAAACUGAAGUCAAGAUACAGGAAUAGUCUCCAGAUCCUCUCUUCUCAUCAUUCCAUGUAUGUAUUAUAAACUGCCUUUGUUCUGCCAUUAGUAAAGGUAACUUCUGUAUUUUAGGUUUCAAAUGAGAUAACACACCCAAGAAAUCAUUAGUUAAUUUGUAGAUCAGGUAAAACAUCUCUGAAAUAUCCUCCAACAGAACCCUGAAUUUAUCUGGCAAAGUUACUACCACACUCUUACGUAAUAACUUGUUUAAUAAAUUUGUAUAUUCCAUUAGCCCUUAAUUUUGAGAGGGCAGUGACCAAGUCUGUUUUCCCAAUGGUUAGCCCAGGAAGUAUCAAACAAGGAAAUAAACUGCAACAGGAAGCUCGGUUGAAAGAACUGGUAAGGGGGCAGAAAUGAGUUUCCAUUUCUCAGAUACUAAACUGAUCUAGGACAUAGCCUCAGUUCAACAUUUCAGAGUUCAGUAAUGUAAAACAUGCCUACUCUAUUUAAUCAGACACACACUUUGGUUGGACAGUGAUCUUGGCUAUUUUAUAAAGAGAUCAUGUAGGAUCUGUGCCUCAGUCAUGGACUUAAAUGAAGGUACUCAAUGACAGUCUAUUGGUAGUAGGGAAUGGGAUGAAAAGCAUAUUGAUGAGAGUUCUCAUUCAGAAAUGGGUCAGUCUUUUUUUAGAAGAUACCAUUCUUUGUAGACAAGAUCUAUAUAAAAUUCUUUCAAUACUUUUUACAGAACUGAACUGGGCUGAAAAGACAGAAGUCUUACUGUCAGAAAACUUAUUUUUUGUGGAGUCUCACCUUUAAAGUGAAUUCCUAGCAUUUCACAAUUACACAACUCUUACCCACAGAGUUGAACUCUGGUAUGUGUUCUCUGAUGCUGCAUAAGGCCCGACCUAUGCCUAAAUAUUUUCCUGCAUUCAUAACAUUCAUAAGGCUUUUCCCCAGAGUGGGUUCUUUGGUGCUGGGUGAGUGCUGAGCUUUGAUUAAAGGAUUUUUCACAUUCAUUACAUUCAUAAGGUUUCUCACCAGUAUGGAUUCUUUGAUGUUCCAUAAGAACAGAACUUCUCCUAAAAGACUUACCACAUUCUGUACAUUCAUAGCCUUUGUCUCCACUGUGAAUCUUCUUAUGCUGAAUAAGAGUAGAGCUCUGGCUGAAAGCUUUCCCACAUUCAUCACAACCAUAAGGUUUCUCUCCAGUAUGAAUUCGCCUAUGCCUAAUGAGCCCUGAGCUGCCCCUGAAAGCUUUUCCACAGUCACAACAUUUAUAGGGUUUUUCGCCACUGUGAAUCCUCUGAUGUCUAACAAGAUCUGUUCUGAAACCAAAGGCUUUUCCACAUUCUUUACAUGCAUAAGGUCUCUCUCCAGUGUGACUUCUUUGAUGUCUAAUCAGCUUUGACCUAUGGCAAAACGCUUUCCCACAAUCCAAGCACUCAUAGAGCAGUUUCCCUGUGUGAGUUCUGGGCCGUGUGGUGUCAUGUAAGUUUGGACUGAGAGUUCUUUCACCUUCAUUACACUCAAAGGUGUUCUGAUUUGAAGGGGUUUUCUUGUUAAAGGUUGCCAGACUGAAAUAGCUUUCCUGGGAAGAAAGUGAACUUGUUCUGUUGCUUGUGUCAUUACUUCCUCCUUGCUUCUCAUUGUUGUCCAAGCAUCCCAUAGUUUCUUGAACCAUCUGUAUUGGAGAAGUUUCCCCAGGAAGUCUUCCUUGGGAUGCCAUAGCCACUGAUGUAAUACAUUCAGUAAUUUCUUUCUUUGCUGCCAAUACUUUGUCAGUCAUCAUCUUGCUGUCUAGAAAUGUGAAUAGGGUGUGUCAUUUCAUGUUUUUAAAGUUAUAGGAGGAACAACAAAUAAACCAAAGGAAAAGGUAAGUGUUUGGUCUCAAGAGAUGGCCUGGUGAUUUAAGAAUCAGUUCCCAGCAUCCACUUGGUCUCAACCAUCUCUAGCUCCAGUUCUAGAAGAUCUAACACCCUCUUCUGGCCUCCAUGGGGACCAGGCAUGCAAGUAGUGCAAAUGCAUACAUGCAGACAAACACUCAUACAUUAAAAAAAAAAAAAAUGGGCUGGACAUACAGCCCAGUGACAGAAUGCUUGCAAACACAAUUAGGUUUGAUCUCCAGGUUUGGGGAAGGGAUAUGGGUGGGGAAAUGACAAAAAGUUCCCAAUAUAGAAGAACUCGAGGGUAAAGUGGACAAAGAACAUUAAGUAUUGGGGACACUGAGUUGUACACAAGAAAGCAAUACUUAGAGGUGAGAAACAGUAAUACCAGUCAUAUACCAGAAAGGGAAGAGACAAUUCUAGAUUAGAUAUAUGAGAAAGGAGAAGAGGUAAUACAGAAUCAGGAAUAAGAUGUCUUAAGCAUUGUAGAUCACUGGUAUAUCUAACAAAGUAGGAGAGCACAUGAUACUAUAAAAUGUUUGGGGAAUAAAUAUUGGACACAGGGAGAUGGGCAGGGAAAGCCAGAUAGCAUUUGCAAAUUCUAGCAGGUUCCAAAUAGGGCAAAUAUAAGCAGCAGAUAAGACAAAGCAUUUAGAAAGAAAUACUCUAAACUCCUUACUCAUUCUGGGUCAGGAGUAUUAAUAAUUCACUGCACAAGUAUAAAUAUUCAAACAAAAUGGAUGCAAACUGCCUAAAUGCAAAUCCAGCUAACAGUAUGCCCUUUUAUUUCUAAAUUUCUAAUAUCUCAAAACUAGCUGCUAGAGAUGAUUAAUAUAAAUUGAAUUAAUUUAAGGAAAUGAAAUUUUCAAGGGCUAUAGGAAACUAGGAUUACUACUUGGUAGUCAAGACUAAAGACGGCUAACUUCAGAUUUUAAGGUCUUUCCCCAAGUUACCUGCCUAACUUUUUGGAAGCAUAGCUGUAGUUGCACUGAGACAAAAAAUGAUUUAAAGCUCAUUUUAAUUCAUCUUUGGAAAAGUGAUGUUUUCACAUGCAAAUAAAUAUUUCUGACAUUCAAGUUUCACAGCAACUUGAAAACAAUACAGCAUUACAGUGAAUACCUAGCAAAAGCUGAGAGCAAGCUGGGAAAUUAGAGCAAAGAUAAGACCUGAACAAUGAAAUAUGUACUGUUCUUGGAUUUCAGAAUGUUAAAUCAUUAGUUAUAGUGACAACUUAAUCAAGGUUGUGCUUAUCUUUAAAGUUAUGGGAAAAGGCUAGGUAGUGGCAUACCCCUUAAAUCCCAGCAUUCAGGAGACUUAGGUUGAGGCCAGCCUAAUCUACAUACUGAGUUCUAGGCCAGUCAAGGUUAUAUACUAAGACAAAGCACUAGUAUAUAAUAAAAGCAUAAAAUAGUGCACUUGUUAGGCAUAGUGGUGCAUACCUUUAAUCCCAGUAUUCAGGAAGCAGAGACAGUUGGAUUUCUGUGAAUUUCGGGCCAGUCUGGUCUACACAGUGAGUUCCAAGAUGGCCAGCGCUACAUAAGACCCAGUCUUUAAAACAAAACACUAAAAUAAGUACUACAUGAGGUGAAAUGAUGUGGCCAGAGAAAGUCUUUGACCAUAGAUGCAUAAAUCGAAAAACAAGAUUCUUUUUUCCUGUUCCAAAAAAUACAGCAGGCAUAAUGGAUAAAGAACACAGUAACUUCAUGUCCAAAAAGUACAGUUACAUCCUAAGGUACUAAGAGUAAGAACUUUCAACCUAUAAUGCAAUAUCCAAAGGAAAUUAGAAUCUGUCAAGACCUUAAUAAAACUAGAGACUAAGUGUAGCAUACACCUUUUAGCCCCAACACUCAGAAGGGACAGUCAAGGCUAUGUAGCAAGUCUGUCUCAAAAAGACCAGAACAGAGAUAGAAAGGGAUGGGGGAGUAGGUAUAUCUGUCCUAAAAGAUGUAGACAUAAUAUGGUUUGGAUGCUGUUGUUCUCUAAGGUUUAUCUGUUAGGAGCUUGGUCCUCAGUAUGCUGAUGGAGCCUUUAAGAAGGCAGGCCUAUUAGUUGAUCCCAAUCAACUGCAACACCCUCAAAACGGAUUAAAAUGUUUCUCAUGGAAUUCUGGUUAGUUCUUGGAAGGAUUGUCCAAAAAGUCUAAGCCUGACCUUUGUUGUCUCUGCUUCCUGCUUUUAUGUAAUCACAUGUUUGUCUGUACUCUCAUAACCCACAACAUAAGAUGUUACAGAAAAGGGCCCUAAUCAGAAACAAGUCAAUGAAGGUAACACAACUUUAAACUUUAAAUGCAUGAGCUAAUAAACUACUUUUUUCUUUAUAAUGUUAA